AUGAACCCAGAACACUAUUGCGGUUCUGGCUACAGGAGCUGGAAAGACAUCAGUAGCUGUGCUCUUACUCAAGUACACUAUCGAAAAGAACUCAACAACCGCACGAAUGGAGAGCUACACAUGAUAUCCAUUUUCCUGGUUGAUAGCGUCACCCUUUCCUACAAACAAGCAGGAGUCCUGCGGAAUAAUCUUGAUAUGAAUGUUGGUCGCAUAUUUGGAGCUCUUGGUUUUGACCUCUGGAGUCGCCAGACUUGGACUGAGUUUCUCGAGAAAUAUAUGGUUGUUGUUUGUACGGCGGAGGUUUUGUACCAAUGCCUGCUGCAUGCCCAUAUCAGAAUGGAACAAAUCAACCUCCUGGUAUUCGAUGAAGCCCAUCACACGAAGAAAGAUCAUGUCUGUGCGAGGAUCAUUAGGGACUCUUAUUUCCCAACAGCACAAUCGAAGCGGCCAAGGGUUCUCGGCAUGACAGCUUCCCCAGUAGACACCAAGGGCGAUGUUGCGCAGGCUGCUAUGAAUCUGGAAUUAUACCUGGAUAGCAAAAUUGCCACAGCAUCCCAACUGUCCCUAGUACACCAAGUUGUCAGACGGCCCAAGGAGGAGGCCUGGAUUUAUGACAGACUCGAACAAUCUUUUGGGACUGAGAUAUACAGGCUUAUGGAAGGUCGAUUAGGUGACAUUGAGGACCUGAAACUUGUCUUCAGGUUUGCAUGGCAGGCAAGCUUCGAGCUCGGUAGAUGGUGCUCAGAUGGCGUUUUGAAAUACGUAUUCUCGGCCAAAAUGCUACCGAAACUCGAGGGAAAAUCAAAAGAACUGUCGCAACUGCGUGACGCUAGUGAGGUUGCUAGCAGUUAUAUACUCGGCAGUCCAGAAGAGCCCGGGCAGUCAAGCCAUAAAGUCCAGGUGCUGCGCAGAAGACUCACCGAGCAUUACCGAGAAACCCCAGAGACGAGAAGUUUAGUCUUUACCACCAGGCGUUACACUACCUUGAUGUUAUUGGAGCUCUUCAAUGCUUUAGAAAUGCCUCACCUACGACCUGGACUGCUGAUCGGUGUGCAAGCUAAUGACUUCGCCGGGCCUGAAAUAUCUUGCCGGGAGCAGUUUCUAGCCAUAGACAGGUUUAGGAGCGGGGAGAUUAACUGCUUGAUAAGACCUUUUUGCGACUUCAGUGGGCGAAGAAGGUCUAGAUAUCCCUUGCUUGUAAUUUGGUUAUACGGUUCGAUCUGUCCAUUACCAUAA
Messenger RNA from Aspergillus nidulans FGSC A4, 1236 nucleotides. RefSeq names its product protein dclA. The transcript is spliced from 8 exons. NCBI's taxonomy places the organism in Eukaryota, Fungi, Ascomycota, Eurotiomycetes, Eurotiales, Aspergillaceae. The record is from RefSeq and is a predicted model, not a curated record. The coding region runs from base 1 to 1236 and encodes 411 amino acids. Gene Ontology annotation, molecular function: hydrolase activity; DNA binding; ATP binding.